This is a messenger RNA of Myxozyma melibiosi, 3495 nucleotides long. RefSeq lists its product as uncharacterized. The transcript has 3 exons. Gene Ontology annotation, biological process: ubiquitin-dependent protein catabolic process; protein polyubiquitination. Gene Ontology annotation, molecular function: ubiquitin protein ligase activity; protein binding. Lineage: Eukaryota; Fungi; Ascomycota; Lipomycetes; Lipomycetales; Lipomycetaceae. The record is from RefSeq and is a predicted model, not a curated record. The coding region runs from base 225 to 3383 and encodes 1052 amino acids.
CAUCAACUGACUCUUCUAGAUCUACUUUCUGCUGGAUCGUGGUAGUUUUGUUUUAUUGUUUCCCGGAUCGAUAACGUGAAUCCGGCUUUGAUCCGUCAUCUAUCUUCACCAUUCCACGUUCACCAGUUAGUGGAAUGACCUGCAUCCUCUCAACUCAAUAGUCUCGACAAACACUUUACUCUUUAUUGGCGAGAGAUUCCUAUCCAGCACAGCCGGUGAAGAAGAUGUCGAUUCCGAACUUCACCGGAAACUUCCGUCAAGGACGACGGAUUAACCUCGCGCGUGGCUCGGCCUCGACACUCCGGAAUUCGCACUCGGUGCUGCAAGAUGCGUCGGCCGCGCGCGCAAAACGCGAAGAGAACCGGAAGCGUGAGAAGGCGGCGGUCGCGAUUCAGUCGUUUUAUCGCGGGCGGCAGGAGAUUGCUGCGACGCGAAUGCAGAUGCGGGAGGCGUUUAUCGCAAACGCGAGCAGCGGCGAGGCGAGCGAGCAGAUUGAUCCAAACGAGUCGGUGGCAAUGUUUCUUUUCUUUUUCGGAAAAUGCGGAGCGAUUGAGGACGACGUGAAAUUGGUUCCGGCACUGGAGCAGGUGAUUAGGAGUCAUGCGUCGCAAGUGCGGCCGCUGCUGGCGCGGAAGCUUGCAAAGCUGAUGCUCUCAUGCGUCGAGACUGCGGCUUCUUCUUCUCUUACUGAGCCGCUUUUACGACUGCUAUCGUCCGUGCAGAAAAGUGUUGAUCUCUCGGUGCUGCUGGAGGCGUAUAGUUCUUUACUUUCGCACUUGUCGGACGCCCCAACGGCUGCAAAAGUGGUGGAUAAUGUUAUCUCAGCUCUGGGCUCUGCUUUAGAUUCCGCCCCAGAUGACAGAGACCGUGUGCUUAAACUUUACGUAUUGCUCUUGCUUUCAACUUCUCGACUGUUUGUCACUCUAGCAGACACAGAGCAAGCCAAAAGACUAGCGCAAAUUUUCGAUUUCGAUCGCGAUCUGAUUCCUGCUCUUGAGGCAUGCUCAUUAGUCACCUUCGAGUCGGUGAAGGACAUUGUUGAAGGUCCGUACGACGUUGAUCUCCGCAUGGCAUGGCUUCUAGCAAACGUUCUCUUUCUGUGGAAGGAAACUAGUACGCCGUCGUCAACACGGCAGCCGAUUCACUUGAUGCAUGGCAUUGGAAAUCUUCUGCUAUCGCUCUCGGCCUCUACGGUUACAAGGUUAGCGAAACGAUUCGCCAAGGAAGAAACAAGCGGCAAGACCACCGGUAUCUACGAUCCGUUCAUUUUGUCUUCUGUGCUGUCUUUAGAAGACCGGGACGUCUUUGAGAUGGCGAUCUCGCCGUUUCGAAAUUCGAGCUCGACAAUUAGUCUUGAAGACUGCUUUACAAUCUGCAGAUUUUUGGUGGGAUUGGCGCGCAUAUGGCCUGGGAAAACCAGCAAGAUUCGAUACUUUCUAUAUCUCAAUCCCGAACAUACGCUGCCGCUCUUUUUCAAAACCCUGGAGUCGCUGUCGAUUUUCAUUGCGCUUGAUUCAACAUCGCAGUCAUCGAAUGCGGAUCCGCGGCAGACCCUUUGGCCUACCAUCAACUCUGCCUCGGAGAUGUACGACAAACGCAUAGAAGAAUGGGAGAUCCUGGCUUUAUUUCUGGAUAUCUGCUGGCACUGGAUGAUCAUGACCGACGACGACGAGUUCUUUGACGACAAGCAGUACGGUCUUUCUCAAGACGACGUGCGGCGACUGGGUCUGUUUUUGAAAACGCUCGUGUGUCUGAUUAUCUGCAACUCUGAUCCCAACACGACGCUACUAAAAGACCGAAGUCUCAAGCUCGCGAGCGGGAACGAUAACUACCUGCCACUUUACCACACGUCGAACCUGACGCUCGACUCAAUCAAGCAGGACGCGGUCGGUAUCAUGCGGCAGCUGUAUUAUCGAGACGCGCGGCGGCAUUUCUUGGGAGACGCGUAUUGGCUUAUGCUCGACGCGCUCGAUGUGAGCACGUUCUCGCAACUAGCGGUAGCGGACGCGGAACGGGCAAAGAAGUUCCAGGACGCGGACGGCGAUGGUACGGACGGGAUGGUUGACUCGUCUUCUGAAUCAGAGGAAGACGAAGACGGCGACAAAAGAAUGGCGAAUGCGUCAGCUGCUACGCGCAGGGAUUUGAAGCGGCGGAUGACGAGUCUUCCCCGUCUCGAGCUGCUGCAAAAAGUUCCGUUCGUGCUGCCGUUUUCUCUGCGCGUCGAGGUUUUGGACAAGUCGUUGGAGAUGGACCGUCAUCGCACGGGGCUCGAUAGAGAUUACGAACUUCGACACCGGCGGUAUACUGCCUCGAUCCGACGCGGGCGCGUGCUAGAGGACGCGUUUGAGCAGUUGGGACAUUUGAAGAGCGAGCUAAAGUCGCUGAUUGGCAUCACGUUCUACAAUGAAUACGGAGCCGAGGCUGGAAUUGACGGCGGUGGAAUCACCAAAGAGUUUUUGAGCGCAAUCACGCUCGAAGGGUUUGGUCCAGAAUCGGGUCUGUUUGUGGAAAACAGCGAAAACAUGCUGUAUCCGAAUCCGCAGGCGACCUCGCCGGAGCAAUUGCAGCGGUUCGAGUUCCUGGGCCGGAUCAUCGGGAAGGCGAUAUACCAGGGCAUUCUUCUUGAGGUUGCGUUUGCGCAGUUCUUUUUGAGCAAGUGGCAGGUUCAGGGGAAUUCGCAGUUUGGGUCCGGAUUCCGCAACACGUUUGACGAUCUGUGGAGUUUAGACGCAGCGCUGUAUCAGGGACUGAUCAAGUUGAAGAAUUUCAAGGGGGAUGUCGAGGCGGUGUUUGGACUCAACUUUACAAUCACCAACGCGAGUUCGCAGACCGUCGAGCUUAUUCGCAACGGUGCAAAUGUUCCGGUGACGAACAGCAACAGACUACAGUACAUUCACGCGGUGGCAGAUUAUAAGCUCAACAAGGAGCUGUACCUGCAAACGAUGGCUUUUUUGAGCGGCAUGAACGACCUGCUAAGUCCGAGCUGGCUGAUGAUGUUUGGCCCGCACGAGAUGCAGACGCUGAUUGGUGGCGCAGCGUUGCCGAUCGAUCUUGAGGAUUGGCGGCGGAAUACGGUGUUGAGUGGGUAUCUGCAGGGUGAUGACACCGUGCGAUAUUUCUGGGAGGUUAUCAGCGAGUUUAGCGACAAGGAAGUAAGAGAAGUCCUCAAAUUCGCAACCUCGGUCCCGCGCGCGCCAUUACAAGGCUUCGGAUCGCUAAACCCGAAAUUCACAAUCCACGAAGCAGGCCUACAAGAAGGUCGUUUGCCGACCGCGUCCACGUGCGUGAAUAUGCUCAAGCUGCCGCGGUAUUCGGAUAAGAAGACGUUGCGCGAGAAGUUGCUGCUGUCGAUUACUGCGGGAGCUGGGUUUGAUUUGUCGUAGAUUAGGUUGAUUUGUAUAGAAGGAAAGAAGGGAGAUUGCAUUUUGUGGCGCAGAUGGAUUUGGAGAUGGAGUGUAGAUAUCUACUCGAUGAUUUAGUGGAAUUGAAUCAAAU